Molecule: messenger RNA, 329 nt
Organism: Staurois parvus
Lineage: Eukaryota; Metazoa; Chordata; Amphibia; Anura; Ranidae
Source: the annotation of a GenBank genome assembly
AUGAUUUUGCAUUCCCGGUCCGCCCCUGACUGUAUGUAAACAAUACUGUUCUCCUCCCUGUCAGCCCAUGCAUAUUGCUUUGGAUGGCUGUGCACAGUGUGAUUACAGUGACGCACACUCACAGAGCUUACUGUGAAACAGCACACAGCACACAGUUAACCCUUUGAUCGCCCCACAUGCUAACACCUUCCUGCCCAGCGCCAUUAGUACAGUGUCAGUGCUUUUUUUUAGCACUGAUCACUGCAUUGGUGUCACUGGGGAUGUCAGUGACACCAAGUCAGUCCCCCCCCCCCCCCAGUGUCAGAAUGUCCACCACAGUCCCGCUAUAA